UCUCUCUCUCUCUCUCUCUCUCUCUCUCUCUCUCUCUGUCUUGUGUCUCUCUGUGAGUGAGUGUGUGUGUGAGAGAGGGGAGAGAGAAACCCCAUAAAAUCCCAACCCCAUUCUUUUUCUCUCUCUACUUUCUCACUCCUCUGAUCGGAACCUCUCAUUCUGGUCUUCGGAUUCUGGGUGUAGCAAUCUGCACUCUUCUUUUGGCUCCGUACAAUGGAACGGUACGGCCGUCCCGGCGAAGGGCCGCAGCCUGAUCCGCCGCCGGAGUGGAACGUCGGCGCCGGCGACACGGGGCUCGAAGAGUCUAUGUGGAAGCUUGGAUUGGGUGGUGGCACCGAAUCGUACCCUCAGAGGCCUGAUGAAGCUGAUUGUAUCUAUUAUCUCAAGACAGGUUUUUGCGGCUAUGGUUCGCGUUGUCGGUUCAACCACCCACGUGACCGUGGCGCGGUUAUUGGAGCUGCCAGGAGUGGAGGGGAGUAUCCGGAGCGUGCGGGCCAGCCUCUAUGCCAGUAUUUUAUGAGGACAGGAUCAUGCAAAUUCGGUUCUUCUUGCAAGUACAACCAUCCUAGGCAGGCAGCAGGAACUCCUGCACUUGUCUCACUAAAUUAUUAUGGAUAUCCGUUGCGAGUGUGCGUCGUGAAAACUGGGCAAUGCAAGUUUGGUGCUACUUGUAAAUUCCAUCAUCCACAGCCUGCAGGUGUCCAAAUUCCCGCACCAUCACCAGUUCCCCCGGUUUCACCUCUACCUGUACAGGUACCUUCUCCAUUAUAUCCAACCGUGCAGCCUCCAUCUGGUCCUUCGCAACAGCAAUAUAGUGUACUGGUUGCAAGGCCUCCGUUGCUGCCUGGCUCAUUAGUCCAGGGCCCUUAUGGGCCUGUGGUAGUGUCCCCUGCCAUGGUCCCCUUUCCAGGCUGGAAUCCUUAUCAGGCUCAAGCAACAAGCCCCCUACUUCCCUCUAGUACUCCAUCUAAUGUUGGUCCAACACAGCUUUACAGGAUAACCCAGCUGCCUUCUCAGGCAACUGGGUAUUCUGCACCUUAUCAACCUUCUGGCCCCUCUGUUGAUCCUUCAGGUAGUAGUACUCAGAAGGAGAACCCAUAUCCUGAAAGGCCUGAUCAACCAGAAUGUCAGUAUUACAUGAAAACAGGGGAAUGUAAAUUUGGUCCAUCAUGUAGAUAUCAUCAUCCAUCAGACCUUAAUGCACCGAAGGGGAAUGUGGCCCUUAGUCCUGUGGGUCUUCCUUUGCGCCCGGGGGCACCACCUUGCACUCAUUAUACGCAGCGUGGAAUCUGUAAGUUUGGUCCUGCAUGCAAAUUUGAUCAUCCCAUGGGUUCUCUCAGUUAUAGCCCAUCUGCUUCUUCCUUGGCUGAUAUGCCGGUUGCACCGUAUCCCGUGGGUUCCUCAAUGGGCACUCUUGCUCCAUCAUCAUCUUCAUCAGAGUUGCGGCCUGAACUUGCUUCAGGAUUGAGCAAGGAGUCUGUUUCAUCCAGAAUGUCUUCAUCGAUGAGCACUUCAAGUGGAUCAGUUGGCUUGACCUUGUCAACUGCAGGACCAAUUUCUCAAUCGGGCACCCAACCCUCUGCUCAGAGUUCCAGUUCUUCAGCAACUGCCAGCAGCGCCGCAACAAGCAGCGCCACAUCUCACACCUCAAGCUAAGCAAUGUGAAUGCAUUCCUCAUUAUUACUCCUUUUAAUCUCAAUUUUUCAACUGGACAUCAUGAUUUAUUCAAAGAGGUCCUCAAAUAGGUUUUAUUUUUCAGUUUAUCCCAGUUCCACAUUCAGGUCUAGUACACAUUGCACCAAUCAAUUAUCAUUGUGUUCAUAUAAUCUUUUUGUGGCCAUCCCUUUUAUCCCAAAUAAAACCAUGGCCAACCUCGAGAAUUUUAGCAACUCAUACAGCCAGCCAUCUUGCUUCCUUCCGAAUAACCUCAAAAGAUUCUGCAAGUCCAUUCUUCAUGUCCCUCCCUCCUGAUCUCCAAUUUUUUUUGGAGUUUGUUGUGCUUAUUUAUGAUUCGAUCUUUUUUUAUUCGAGAAAAGUUCUAUUGACCAUGUGUUGUUGUUUAUGUCUCUUCACCCGAAUCCUUUUUUGAAGCUGGGAAGGUCAUGGUAGAUACUGUUCCCUACUUGUGUAAGGUUUGCUGUGAAGAGAAGUAAUCAGGAGAGUACAAUGAGGCUUUGCAUUGCUGUCUUAUUUUUAUGUUUUUAGAUACACAGUCAUGUUGUUCAAUGUUGUGACAAGCUUGCUACUUAAAUUUAUUACACAAUACAUAUAUCAAGAAACACAUUUAAGUUAACACAUUUUAAA
Molecule: messenger RNA, 2304 nt
Organism: Arachis ipaensis
Lineage: Eukaryota; Viridiplantae; Streptophyta; Magnoliopsida; Fabales; Fabaceae
Source: RefSeq, a predicted model, not a curated record